This is a messenger RNA of Pollicipes pollicipes, 1513 nucleotides long. RefSeq names its product Actin-related protein 10 (gene Arp10). The coding region runs from base 167 to 1249 and encodes 360 amino acids. The record is from RefSeq and is a predicted model, not a curated record. The transcript is spliced from 10 exons. Lineage: Eukaryota; Metazoa; Arthropoda; Thecostraca; Pollicipedomorpha; Pollicipedidae.
UGCGGCUACGCCCUAGAAUAAUCGUGACUGCGCCCCUGGUUGAUUGCACCCCUUCAUAUUGAGAUGGUGCUGUCGACCACUUGCAUGGCCUAGUUUGGUACCUGUGGUUUUCCAUAGCUUACCAGGAAAAGCACGGUCGCCUGUUUUUCCAUUCAGAUCAGUUAUCAUGCCUCUUUAUGAAGGCAUUGGGCUCAUUGGUGAAAAGGACCUGCAUCCUGUUGUGCUGGAUAUUGGAACUGCCUACACAAAGUGCGGCUUCGGCGACGAGACGGGCCCGCGCGCCAUCAUCCCGUCGCGCGUGACGGUGGAUGGCCAUGAGCGCUCCGUCUUCGACUACCGCGGCGGCGACGACCUCUACCGGCUGCUGGUCGAGCUGAUGCAGAAGGUCUACUUCAGGCGGCUGCUGGUGAACCCGAAGGACCGGCCGGUGGUGGUGGUGGAGUCGUUGCUGACGCCUUCGCUCUUUCGCAACGUGCUGGCCAACGUGCUGUUCCGCCACUAUGAGGUGUCGUCCGUGCUGCUGGCGCCGUCGCACCUGAUGGCGCUGCUGCCGCUGGGUCUCCAGACGGGCCUGGUGCUGGACAUCGGCCACCGCGAGGCCGUCUGCAUCCCCGUCUACUGCGGCGUGCCGGUGCUGCGCUCAUGGCAGGCGCUGCCGCUCGGCGCCCAGGCCGUCCAUAGUGCGAUCCGCGCCAGCCUGACUGAGCACGGUGACGUGACCGGACCCGGGCUGGAGCCGCCGGACGUGAAGGACGUGGUGGCCACGCUCAGCGACGCCGUCAUAGAGGACAUCAAGAUGCGCACGGUGUUCGUGACGCCGGCGGAGCGGGCGACGCGCGAGCAGCCGGCCGAGGCGCUGUUCGCCGCCGACGCCGACAACCUCACCCUGGCUACCAUGGUGCUGGACGCCCUGCUGAAGUGUCCGCUGGACAUGCGCCGCCCGCUGGCCGCCAGCCUGGUGGUGAUGGGCGGCACGGCCCAGCUGCCCGGACUCAAGGCCCGCCUGCUGGCCGAGCUGCGCCGCCUGGUGGCGCUGCCGCCUUACUCGGACGCCAUGCGCGUGGACGCUAUCCGGCUGCACCGGCCGCCGGCCAAGGACAACUAUCUGGCCUGGCUCGGCGGAGCCAUCUUUGGUGGAACGGACGUGGUGCUGACGCGGUCACUGAGCAGGGAGAAGUUCCUGGAGGCCGGUGUGUUGCCAGACUGGUGCUCGCUGGCGUCUGGCGACGGCGCUUCUCGAGAUCUCUAGUUUCAUGGCUGGUCACCAGGUGGCACAGUCUGAUGCGGCCCCGUGCCUCUGGUCGGAGGCACGAGGAAACGUGAUUUUGCGUUGUUGAAAACGCGCUUUGUUUGGUGAGUGGCGUGUGCUAGAUUGACUAGCAUCUGUCUGUAUGGUGCGGCUCUCAAUCCGUGGUUUGCUGGGAAAGAUGCAUUGUACUUCCUUUUGUUUAAGGUAAAAGGUGGUUGCCCGAGCCAGCGGUUCCCUGUUCCCUGUUCAUGGGGGGGGGGGGGG